This is a messenger RNA of Camelina sativa (false flax), 1841 nucleotides long. Its product is annotated as INCREASED PETAL GROWTH ANISOTROPY 1-like protein 1. Gene Ontology annotation, cellular component: cortical microtubule. Gene Ontology annotation, biological process: protein localization to cortical microtubule cytoskeleton. The record is from RefSeq and is a predicted model, not a curated record. NCBI's taxonomy places the organism in Eukaryota, Viridiplantae, Streptophyta, Magnoliopsida, Brassicales, Brassicaceae.
AUUAGACAAACGAUGCGCAUCAAAGCAUGAAUAUAAUCAUUCAAGAUGAUGACUUUAGUUUCCAACACAAAAGAGCUUAGGCCGUAUAUACGCAGUAUUAUUCUAGGUUCGAUUCCAGCUCAGUGCUGUGCAACUACGAAGCUAGGAGAUCAUUAGAAAAGAAGGGUUCACACAAGAGGAUAGUCUUGUUUUAUGGCUUCACUGUAAUUUGCAAUUAACCACACGCAAAAGUGAACAUCAAAGGUUUAGGUGAGUCUAUAAUGCUUCAUUGGGAAGUAAUUUAAAGAGGCAUGUCAUAAAAAGGAGAUAAAAUUUCCCCUCAAAGAAAAGCAAACUCACAUACCACUAUAACAAGAGGAUACAUAGAAAUGUUACCAAAUGGAGAAGAUGAUUCGGAUCUCAUGCGUCUGGUGAAGGAGCUUCAAGCUUCUCUAAUGAAGAAUGAUAAGCUGGAGAAGGAAAACCACGAGCUGCGUCAAGAAGUCGCUCGCCUAAGAACACAAGUAAGCAAUCUUAAAGCACAUGACAAUGAGAGAAAAUCAAUGUUAUGGAAGAAGUUGCAGAGCUCAUAUGAUGGCGGCAAUACAGACGGAUCUAACCUGAAAGCCUCAGAGAGUCUCAAAUCCAACACAAAGGGUCAAGAGGUCAGGAAUCCAAAUCCCAAGCCAAUGGUCCAAGCACAGUCUACAGCAAUAAAGCCACCACCACCUCCACCACUUCCAUCAAAGACAACACUUGGAAAAAGAUCUGUACGGCGUGCUCCAGAAGUUGUAGAGUUUUAUCGUGCCCUGACGAAGAGAGAGUCUCAUAUGGGGAACAAGAUCAAUCAGAAUGGAGCUAUGUCUCCUGCAUUCAGCAAAAACAUGAUUGGUGAAAUCGAGAAUCGCUCCAAAUAUCUUUCAGAUAUUAAAUCUGACACUGACAGACACAGAGAUCAUAUCCAUAUCUUGAUAAGUAAGGUGGAGGCCGCAACAUUUACAGACAUAGCAGAAGUGGAGACAUUUGUGAAAUGGAUAGACGAAGAACUAUCUUCUUUAGUUGAUGAAAGGGCAGUCCUAAAGCAUUUCCCUAAAUGGCCAGAACGCAAAGCAGAUUCACUAAGAGAGGCUGCUUGCAAUUACAAAAGACUAAAGAGCCUUGAAUCAGAUAUUUUGUCAUUCAAGGACAAUCCAAAGGAUUCUCUGACGCAGGCUUUGCAAAGGAUUCAAUCGUUACAAGACAGGUUAGAGGAAAGUGUUAAUAACACAGAGAAGAUGAGAGACAGUACAGGGAAGAGAUACAAGGACUUUCAGAUACCGUGGGAGUGGAUGCUCGACACAGGAUUGAUUGGACAGCUAAAAUACAGCUCGCUGAGGCUAGCUCAGGAGUACAUGAAGCGAAUAACCAACGAACUGCAAUCAAACGGAAGCGCUAAAGAAGGAAUUCUUAUGCUUCAAGGGGUUCGAUUUGCCUACACAAUACACCAGUUUGCUGGAGGUUUUGACGGAGAGACAUUACGCGUAUUUAAUGAGCUAAAGAAGAUCACUACUACUACUACUACUACUACUACUACUACAAGUGAACACAGAAGAUAAAAAAAGGAUGUAAACAAAACUGUUGACACAUCUCUGAUAAAAAAAAAAAAAUCUAGCUUUGUUAUGAAUUUGAGUAUAAAAGACUUGUGUGGUGGUGUGCAAAUGACUAAGAGAAGGGAACCAUGUUGUAAUCUAUAGCUUUUGAGAUUACGCAUUAGAUAUGUAUGUAAGUAGUAGGAGGACUAAAUUAUUUGAUAUGCCUAAGUAUAUCUUGUUUAUCCUAUAGUUUUCCAAUGCAACUAGCAAAAACACAAAGCCCAUUCUCAA